AUGAGUGAGUUCUGCAACGCAAUCGGUGAGCGCCCUUCUGCCAUUGAGUAUGGCUGGCUUGCGACAGCUAAUAAGGCAGAAAUUAUCGUUUCAGUCCUCCUUGCCUUUCUUGACAAUCUGGUCCUAGGUAUGACUCGAAAGAAUACAAAUGCCCCUACUGCUAAACCAGCCCGCAACAGCUCGAUAGUAGCAGUUGCUUACAAAGAUAUGGGGGAUAGCGGAUCAUUAUCUGCAUGACUGCACCAUGGCUGCCUAGACCCGCAUCUGUCCACCACCUAAUUUGAUUUACAAGAAGAAGCCCUGCCACAGGGCGGAAGUUAUAUUUCCAAUAUUUAUACAGUAGAUGAAACUGUCUGAAAAUUCUGCAGUCUAGUGAGAGUUCUCUUAAAUCCCCAAGCAACCCAAACUCGUGCUCACGCGCGCUGUCCUACAGUGGCUCGGCUUAGGUGUGGAAUUAAUAAUUUCUCGUGACUGGCGGAGAUCGGUAAACUGCUCACUUAAACCCAAAACUCCGUAAAACAUCUCCAGACGUCUCGCAAUGGAUUUGCGCUGAAAUACACAAGCCUUUAAGGGAGUCAGUGACACUGAUCCUUUGUGUUUCAUGCGUGUGAGUGCUUUCUACAUGGGAUUUUAGCUAAAAAGCUGACUGGUAGACCAGUUUUGGAAGCAUCAAUAUACCUACAGUAGGUGUACUAACUCAUUAAAUGUUAGCAGAAAUUCUGAAAUGCAUUUUCGAUUUGAAAAGAUUACUUAAGUAGGGUUGUACAACUAAUCAUCGUAUAGCAUAACUCUAUAAUAAUAUAUUUACCUCAAGGUACUGGCUUUCGAACGAAAUUCUUUUCGUCCACAUUUAAAAACCACACUUGAAGUAGCCUGAAUAUUUCUCAUUGAUUUUCGAUGCCCUUCAAAAUUCAAUUAUAUUUCAUGGAAAACAUACAUAAAAAAAUUCGGUAAUGAUCGGGAGAAGGCACCCAAAUAAUCCGUUACCUAGAAAUACUGCCUUUAACAGUGGACUCAAACGCCUUCUGGAUAUAUCAGCGGUUGCAAGCCUACUUUCACGCACUACUUGGACUUUCCGCGACGGCUUAACAUGAGCUGACCGAACGAACAUAGCAGGAGGUUACAUGGACGAUGGUCGCUCUUACCCAAACAUCCCCAUCGUUACACAUGUACACCUGAAUGUACGGCAUACAUUCGAAUUAAGGCAGUUUAUUACAAAACAAAAGCACUUUUAAAUAGAAUAAGUUUGCACAACAUGGGACAGGAACAGUUCCCAAGCAUCUGUCAAAGACAUGGCAUUGAGUCCAAGCCAAAGACGAUACUGUACUUCGUCUAUGUGAGCCCACACAGCUGGACCACAUUCAGGGCCUCCUUCGUGGAGUUUCCUUUUCAGUCUACUCCAGCAUGCCUCAAUGGGAUUGGUGUGCCGUACGUUGAUAGGGUCCUUGAAGUUCUUUGAGUGAUUAACAGAGAAAUGUAGAUAACCUUCUGAGGGAAGACGAUUAUACGCCUUCCACUCGUCCUUUACCAAUAUACUGCCUUUGGCGACCCAUUUUGUAAUAACGGAACGGAUAGUGGGCUAACUUCGAUCAUUCACGUGUUCAAAUAGUGCAUUCCUUCGACUAGUAUCGUACAUCCCGAUCGGCCACUACCCAUAAAACCCCUAUUACUACCUGUCCUGUAAGACAGGCUGUUUUGGUUAGGCGGAUUUUUUUGGGUGCCAUCGCCCGAUUGUUACCAAAAAUUCAUUCCUUUACUCAUUUGGCAAAGGAUUACGCCUUAUUUCAGUUUCAUAAUCGAGGAAAGGUUAUAAUUCGGUUUUUAGAAAGUUUCUUGUCAUGAGAGUUUUUAAUACCGUAAAAUGUCCGCUCAUAAAACAUCGUUUCUUUGCAUUUGCUAAUGUGGCUUAUAAAAUUUACAAUAUGCCUUAAAUGCACUGCUUAAUUUUAUGAAUCCCGCAUGAUCUCAUCUAAAUACUGUAGAGAAAUGUAUGGUUUUCCGUACGCGGAAAAUAAAAAGCUCGUAGAUUGGAUACCCUGAAUGCAAGUUAAACUGUAGGUCAGAUUUAAAAUUAUUCUGGAAUUGGAAAAGCUUUUGAAGACCGAAUUAUACCCUUCCUUCGAUUAUAAAAUUGAAAGAAGACGUAAUCCUUUGCCAAAUGAGUAAAAGAAUGAGUGCUUUUAAACAUGUUUUCCAUGAAAUUUAAUCGCAUUUUAAAGGGCACAGAAAAUCAAUGAGAAAAAUGUAGGCUACUCCAAAUAGCCUUUUUUACAGAGUGUGGUUUCUACAUGCGGUCGGAAGGAAUUUCGACUAGAUCGCAGUUGGUAGCCAGGCCCCGUAUUGCAGAUGGCUGAGGGGUUUGAUUACUGGGGCUAUUUUGCGGGGCUCCAUAAUCACAUCUGACCUAUUAUUCUUCCGUUUUACGUUUGAGGUUAGGAUUGGGGUACCGGUUAAUGGUUUCCGAUUUUCGGUUUAGGAUUAUGCCCUUCGGCUUAUGUUUUCGGAUUACGUUUGAAAGCCGGCAUCCUGAAGUAACUGAAUUAUUAUAGAUUUGUGCUGCAUGAUCAUUACUUCUACAACCCUACUUAGGUUUUCUUUUCGAAACGAAAACGCAUUUCAGAAUUUCGGUUAAUAGUGGUUAGAGGCGUUGGACUUCUUACUAACAGGCCACGCGUUCGAGCCCCACGUUUUCCACACUUCGGGACUGACGACGGUUAAUAAGCCAGAAAUGGCCAUUCAGUCUUCCUUGUCUUUGUCGGCAAUAUCAUUCUGGUUAACAUUGCGUGAGUUAGCACAACUACUGUACGUCGACCUCGCCUCAGCUGCUCGUAUUGCGUGCGCGUAGGCAAAUCCAUUCACCGCGUGGGUCUUUUCGCCAUAUGCACCUGCAUGAUGGUCUGCUGUGAAACAGCGCUCACCAAAAACUCAUGGAGAUCCUUCUUAAUGUCGCCUCCAUGGCAACCGCAUUCAACUGGGAUCCGAGUCGCCCCUUGCUUCUAUGAAAACCUGGCUCAUCGUGCGCAGCGAAGGCGCUCAUGGGAUGUCAGCCACCGGAUCUGUACCCGCCACCGGUCUUCACGCCGGGCUCAUGGUAGAUGGUACGGUAGAUGGUGUUCAAGCCAAUUCUCACUGGAUAUUCACUCAUGCGCACUUCACUGACUCUGCGCUCAUCAUGCCGUGGGACACACGAUAGUCGCUCACAAUAGAAGCAAAGAGACGAGUCCCAGACAGCAGUCUGGAAGAAGGAGACACGAUCGCUGGGACAAGAGCUUUAUUAGCCUGACUCAUAUCUUCUUGCGUCUCUGAUGAUGGGUUCGAGCAGGAAUCCGAGACGUCAGGCUAAUAAGGCUCUUGUCCCAGCGAUCGUUCCUCCUUCUUCCAUAGUCGUUCACGUCUAUAUAACUGUCAACCGCUACCUGCACAUCCAUGUUUCCGUUUUGAACGAGCACGCAUUCUAUAUAACUUGACUGAACCGAAAAGUUUUUAAACUGGCAGAAUAGUAUUACCGACAAAGACAAGGGAGACUGGAAUGGCCAUUUCUGGCUUAUUAGCCGUCGUCAGUCAGCCAUACCCAAGCCCGAAGUGUGGAACACCCGAGCCUCGAACUCGCGACCUGUUGGUUUAGAAGUCAACGCUUCUACUCACCGGGCCACGAGCCCGUUGCCUUGUCGGUUUUCGAUCGGGAAUAUACAAUGUUAGGGGGCGCUCACCGAUCGUUCAUACGGAGCUCACUCGUUCCGUUGUGCCUUAUGGACUCUCUCUCGAGCCCAAUCAGCAGCCGCACAGCGGCGCAUGAAUGGCAGCCAUAUAGGGUGACAGUAGGCAUUUUAUGUCAACGCAUUCUAUUAUGUGAGCUCAAAUUGGUAAUUUAAAAUUUUGGUUCCUCCGUCGAUCUCAAGGGUCCCACUAUAUCUUUGAAAAACCGUAGUCUGUUAAAAGUGUUUUACCCUUUCUUUGUGUUGAGUCUAAGGGACAAAGUUUCGCCUGGAUACGAGUAGAAAGUUCUGAAAACUAUGAAUGUAUCUCUUUUUCACAAAAUCUUUUUGCCAAGCCUCAAAAAAUGCACAGCUCUUGAACCUUGACACCUGAAACUCUCCCCAUAGGACGAUAAAGUGGUUCGCGUGAUAUUUACAGUUUAUAGUUCUAGGCAGCUGUGGACUUUACCCAGGUGAGGAGAGGCAUAUAAGAGGGUGGGGACGCAGUCGACCUUUGUCGUCCACAAAUUGUAGGUUGGAUCAUGCUUGCCACACUACCGAAACCCUUACUAGUGGUCGCCGUGGUUGUGUUUGCGACGCAAGCGUUGGUUGUCCCCAAACCAGGGGCUCAGGCUCCCCAGGAACACGCCGCAACUGCGAACCAGGCGCAGCUAAAAGUAACGCCUCAAACACAGGCAUCUGAGGUGCUGCUUCUGCUGCGAAGAUUACGUCCCAGCAUACUGCGGGAACUCUCAAACUUGACGCAAGGAGACGACCCAGUGGAUCGCGAGGCUGCUGUUGCAGCCUACAUUCGAGAAGCUGAGAAUAGAAUGGCCAUUGCAGAUGUACUUAAAGCCUGCAUAAAGUUGCGGGCAGCUCUCUUGACGGGAAGUACCCACGGCAGAGAAUUGAGUAAACUGCUAACAAAACUACAAAAACGUCUGACGAGUCUGCGUGAGAGGUUGAUUGAGGCGGCAGCUAGGAGUCAGGUCCCAGAGGGACUGAACCAGCUCCUCAGGGAUCUGGGACUGUCGGCCGUUGAGAGGGAAGAAGUCAUUGAGACCUUGAGCGAUGUAAUCGCCGAACAAGCACAACCGUCCCGCCGGAGGUUUGAUGAUCACAAGCAGGAAAUCAUUAGUUUCCCCAUUAAUAUCUAG
Molecule: messenger RNA, 4852 nt
Organism: Spirometra erinaceieuropaei
Lineage: Eukaryota; Metazoa; Platyhelminthes; Cestoda; Diphyllobothriidea; Diphyllobothriidae
Source: the annotation of a GenBank genome assembly